Molecule: messenger RNA, 1198 nt
Organism: Micropterus salmoides (largemouth bass)
Lineage: Eukaryota; Metazoa; Chordata; Actinopteri; Centrarchiformes; Centrarchidae
Gene: cfap97d2
Product: CFAP97 domain containing 2
Exons: 6
Coding region: 83-718 (211 amino acids)
Source: RefSeq, a predicted model, not a curated record
AUGACUGGCAGAAAACAGACUGCAGUCUCAGAGCUCCAGUCAACCUAGACGAUUUGGAGCAUGAACACACUCCUAUGGGUAGAUGAAGAGUUGUGAUACCAAGACACCAGGGCAGCCGCAGACUGUGAGUCCCAUGAUGCAGCAUCUGGCAUACCAACCCCUGCUUCCUACUGGAAACAAAUAUCUGCAGCAGAAGUGGGACAAGGCUUCAUAUGAUUUACACAGGGGAAAGGUAAAGUCAGCUAAACCAACAAUAAACACGACUCCACCAAAGACCUAUAGUCACCUGGCUCUCAAGCUGAAGAAAGAAAAGCUUGAAGAGGAAUGGACAAGAAAGAUUCAGAGGGAGAACAAUAUGCUUAUGGAGAAAAUAUCACACAUCAUGAGGACAACUGGAGGAGUUGAUAACAGGAACUAUUAUGACAGAAGAAGCCUUGGCAAGGAGAAGCGCCAGCUGGAGUUGCUCCGUAUUACCAAGGACAAUCAAAUGAUCCUUUUCCGUCUGAGCCAGUGCAGGCCUCACUAUAAUGUGAGGAGCUGGCAUGAGGACUGGCUCAAAACUGUCAAGGUGAUGGACAGCAUUGCACGUUACCCACGAGGAGCAAAUCUGCAAAAGGGACAAGAAAAACCCAUCAAGAAGCGCAGUGAUUGUGAUAAAGAGCAAAAGAUCAGCGCUGGCCCGACCACACAGAGCCCUGCAAGCAGAGUACGAGAGUAAAGAAAACAGCAAGCAAGAAGGUACAGGAACAGAGAUAAAGCUGGACAAAGCGACGUAACCUUCUGAACCAGAUACACCUGAGAAUCCUGGUUCUUCUACUCAAAUUAUAGCAGAUAAACCUUCUCACAAAAUAUUUUCCUCUCCUGAUGGAUCAGAAAUAUCCAGCACUCACACACAUAAAGCACUUGAGCAGGAGACUGCAAAUCCUGCAGAAGAAUAAUAUUUGUUCUUUUAGCAAAGUCAUGUUUUACUGCACACCAAAGAGACUCUGUUAGUUCCACAGUAGCUUUGAAAAAAAACUUGACAGAGUUAUUACUCCAAACAAACUGGACCUAGAUACUCUAUGGAUAUAUACUUGUUGGUACUGGAUUAAUCUAAAAUAGAGCUGUAUGUUACUUUUCUGGCUGUGUACUGAAGUAAAUGCAUGAAUACAAUAGGCUACUUCCAAACAGAACUGUAAUUUGUUUCUUUGAUCUACAA